This is a messenger RNA of Meloidogyne enterolobii, 582 nucleotides long. The record is from the annotation of a GenBank genome assembly. Lineage: Eukaryota; Metazoa; Nematoda; Chromadorea; Rhabditida; Meloidogynidae.
AUGAUACACCCUGUUAUAAGGUACAAUCUUUCAGUUUCUAGAGGGUAUCUUAUAUGGAAGUUUUUGACUGUAAUAGUUUUUUUAAAAUUCACUCUUUCAGUGUUAAACCGCGCAGCAAAAAUACUCAACAAAUUUAACAAUUUUCGAACCUCUUAUUUCCAGCCAGGUUCCGUGUUAGACAAAUAUAAAGUAAUUGAUGACAAAAAAGUGAAAAAUAAAAAGGAGAUAUAUAUUGAUAAACAGCCUUCUAUUAAAAUUAAGGAAGAUAAUUGGUUAGAAGAAGCAUUAAAAAAUUUAAGAAAGGAAAGGGAAAAGGAGUUAAAGCAUAUUAUGAAAUCUGAGAUUUUUAGUGGAAAUUCGCUUGUGAUUAAUAAAACAGUGGAUUGGUCAAAAGAAUACAAUGCUAAUUUUGUUGUUGAAAUGCUUUCUAGGUAUAAUUGUGAAAAUUUUGAGUAUAUGCUUCAGAUAUAGUGUACCCCGUUAUAAUGGGCUCUAGUUCUAUAUUCCAUUUCCAGGUGAUGAUUAAUCAAGGGAGUGAGUAUAAAUGUUUCUCUAAUUUGUAAGGGGGGUAAGAGUAAGUUG